Molecule: messenger RNA, 2550 nt
Organism: Owenia fusiformis
Lineage: Eukaryota; Metazoa; Annelida; Polychaeta; Sabellida; Oweniidae
Source: the annotation of a GenBank genome assembly
AUGUAUUUGAUUUAUAGGAUUCUUAUUCUUUUGGUAUACACAUUUGUAAUAGCGGAGACAUUCACCUAUCAGAGUCAUGGAACCAGUAGAAGACAAGAUGGAGGUAGUAAUAAUGUGUUCCCUGGGAUGGAGGCUGAUCUUAACAAUGAUGGUGACGUUGACAUUCCCCAACAGGCGUCCGCCGGACAGCAACAACAUAAACAGCAGCAACAACAAUUUCGAAGACAACAACAAUUACUGACGAAUAUUAUAUCAAUGUCGAAGUACAGUUAUCUGUUGAAACAGACACAGGCUCUUAAAAGUAAUAAUCAUGUUCUGCGAACAAAUCCAUUGAUAAAUAUACUCCGGAAUGUACUACCCGAAGAUGACAUCGCAAAAGUCCUUGGUGGAACACCAACCGCGAAUCUCCACGAUAUGCCCCAAAGUGAAAAGGCUGAGCUACAGGAUGCAGACGAUGGAAAAGAAGACUUGGAAAAACUUCUUAAUUCAACUAUAGAUGCAGCGCUUGAAUUGUUCUUGAGAUUAGAAUAUGUUAUUACAUCCAUGGAAAACAUCACAACAACAUGCAAGAAUGAUACUCUAGAGUUCUGGUCUGGAUUAGCAGAGGGAAAGCAAUGGGCAUUUGAAAUGUUUGAUGCAUCUGGAAAGCCCGGUGGUGGUAUACUUCAGGGGAACAUCAACUGGUUUGGUAACUACGACCAAUGCUUAGCAAUCCAGUCUGUUGGGCCCAAAUCUGCCUUGUUUAAUGGGAAGUUCUGCACGGCUCUAGUCAGCAUACAAGAUGCGCCUGUAAGUAUUUAUUGGGGUUUGUGCGUACCAAGUUCCUGUUCCGAUGUGGACCUUAAAAUCCUUGAAACAGAUUACUUGGAAGUGUUGGGUUUCAAAGUAAAGGAGUCACAUUGUGAUGAGCAGCAUUCUAUGUGGGAAGACCCAAGUGCCGUAGCUGGAUUCGUUAUUCUCUGUUUCUUCGGUUUCAUCCUCAUCAGUUGCACUCUUAUUGAUAUCAUUGUGCACAAUUUUGGAGCAUACUUCAAACGUAAGCGUCAGUUAGCACACAUGCAGCCAGGAGUAGAUAACCCCGUGUUUACAUUGACGGAAAGUAAUGGCGACUUCGGGAAAAGUGGUAGCUCUGCAGAGCUGAUGAAAAAUGGAAACAGCUUUGGAUCACUACAGAAUGAAUCCCAACAAUCGGUUGCAAAUUCCAAAGGAAAAGAUAUAUUUAUGAAGAUCGUCACAUCGUUCUCUGUAUACACCAAUUUACCCAAAGUCCUUAAUACGUCGCAAGGAAAGGGAACGCUGACCUGUCUGAAUGGAGUAAGGUUCCUUAGUAUGAGUUGGGUAAUUCUGGGACAUACCUACAUUAUGGGAUUCAUUCUUCCGGCGGGACCAACAACGCAAAAUAUAGCACAGGCGUACAAGUGGACCAAGGGUUUCUGGUUUCAAGCUAUUGUAAAUGCUGUCUUCUCAGUCGACACGUUUUUUGUCAUGAGUGGUAUACUGGUGACGUAUUUGUUUUUGAAGCAGUUGGAUAAACUACGUGGAAAAUUGUCAGCAGGAAUGAUGGGCCUAUUCUACUUUCACAGAUUCUGGAGGCUAACUCCCCUCUAUAUGAUGUGUGUGAUGAUAUUUGCAACGGUGUUUCCUUAUAUGGGUAGCGGUCCUUUUUGGAACCGCCAGUUCGAUUCACCGGUUUCUGAGAGCAUACGGCCUCAUAAUUGCCGGGACAAUUGGUGGACAAAUCUACUAUAUAUCAAUAAUAUUGUAAAUACUCGAAGGAUGUGUAUUGGGCAUUCGUGGUAUCUCGCCAAUGACAUGCAGUUCUUCAUCAUAUCUCCCUUAAUCAUUAUUCCAUUAUACAUGUAUCCACUAAUUGGGCUGAUAAUUUGGCUGGUACUAUUUGUUGCCCAAUUUAUUACUACAGGGAUAUUAGAACAUAAGAACUGGAUGAUAGGACAAACUGGCGAAAACCCAGAUAAUUUUGAUUGGCUUUUUGAUUUGUACAUGAAGCCCUACUGUCGUAUUGGGGCCUAUCUCGUGGGUAUGUUGACGGGUUUCAUCCUCUUCCACACGCAUUCUAAGGCGAAAAUUAAAAAGGUAGUUGUAGCUGCCGGGUGGUGCUUAGCAGUGAUAUGUUGCAUGUCUGUUCUUUAUGGCGAAUACAGCAAAUCUCGCGAGAACGGGAUAAGGUGGUCGGGUGACGUUGAGAUACUAUACAAUACCUUAAAGAGGCCUGUUUGGUCAAUAGGGGUCGCUUGGAUGAUGUUUGCAUGCGUCAAUGGAUAUGGAGGCAUUGUGAACACGAUUCUGUCUUGGGGAGGAUGGGUUCCUCUAAGUCGGCUUACAUUCGCUGCCUAUCUUAUCCACCCCACAAUGAUGUGGAUAUACGUUUAUAACAGACGGACGCCUAUAUUUGCCACGCAAUAUACCAUGGUUUAUAUGUUCUUUGGUCAUAUGGUGACCUCUUAUGCCGUCGCACUGGGUUUGACCUUACUAUUCGAAUCCCCAAUGAUGGGCCUGGAGAAGAUAUUUCUACCCAAACCAAGAAAAUAA